GUGAAAGACCCUUUCCCUGCAGCUGGGAAGGAUGCGGCAAGAGGUUUGCAAGGUCCGAUGAGCUCGCAAGACAUACGAGGACCCACACGGGCGAAAAGAACUUCGCCUGUCCGGUUUGCAACAAGAAAUUUAUGCGGAGCGAUCAUCUCAGCAAACACGCCAGGCGACAUCCGAAUUUUGAUCCUUCGGUGCUGCGACAAAGGCGCGCCCCCAACAGGGCCUUCUCCAUCAACUCCAGUGACGGAACACCCUCGGACGUCCUUUCAGAUUCCAUGCCGAGUCCUUAAGCGCAACGCUAACAAAGAAAACAACACGAAGAAUAAUAAUUUUUAAUAAAAGAAAAAAAUAAUAACAUGUGUAUAGUCC
Nicrophorus vespilloides is the source of this 366-nucleotide messenger RNA. RefSeq names its product Krueppel-like factor 16. Gene Ontology annotation, biological process: regulation of transcription by RNA polymerase II. Gene Ontology annotation, molecular function: DNA-binding transcription factor activity, RNA polymerase II-specific; RNA polymerase II cis-regulatory region sequence-specific DNA binding. The transcript is spliced from 2 exons. The record is from RefSeq and is a predicted model, not a curated record. The annotation marks the transcript as partial. NCBI's taxonomy places the organism in Eukaryota, Metazoa, Arthropoda, Insecta, Coleoptera, Silphidae.